ACCAAGCAGAUCAUGUCCACUUGGAAAGCAAGGCUCGCCAGAAGACUGAAGUUUCCAUCUAGGAGGAUGCAUCCAUUUCCAUGCUCAGCUCUGCUUACCUGUUUUGGGCACACGAGGGAGAAUGCACCCUUUGAACAGCCCAGUGUGGCUGUUACUCACUCUACUGUCUAUGUUCAGCCCAUGGCCAAAGUGGGUCGACACUCAAGUCACCUGAAAGGGGAAGAAAGACCUCCAGAGAAAAGGAAAGAUUCUGGCACCCAUUUGGAGAGAAAUGGCAGUGCAAAAAGGAAUGCAAGUAACCACACUGUUGUCCAGGUGACUGAGACCCCUGAGGAUUUGCCUGGGUCUCUGGAUGGUAAACUGGACUGUGAAGCAGUUACUUUUCAGACUUCUAUUCCUAGACCAUCAAUUAUUGACAUGCCAGAAGAAAAGGAAAACCAAGAAGAACCUAAAGACCUCAAUUUGGGACUGAAGAUGACACCAGAUUCUCCUCCUGAGGGUACUGACCUUAAGGACACAUACCUCAUCUCAAGAAGGAUCAUGGCUGAGCCAGACUAUAUAGAAGAUGAUAAUCCUGAACUAAUUAGGCCCCAGAAACUAGUCAAUCCUGUCAAAACAUCCCGGAACCAUCAAGAUCUUCACAGAGAACUUAUGAUGAAUCAAAAACGGGGUCUGGCCCCUCAGAAUAAGCCAGAACUGCAGAAGGUGAUGGAAAAGAGAAAACGAGAUCAAGUAAUAAAGCAGAAGGAAGAAGAAGCACAAAAGAAGAAAUCUGACUUGGAAAUAGAACUAUUAAAACGGCAGCAGAAGUUGGAGCAGGUUGAACUCGAGAAGCAGAAGUUACAAGAAGAGCAAGAAAACGCUCCGGAGUUUGUGAAGGUUAAGGGCAAUCUCAGGAGAACAGGUCAAGAAGUGGCCCAAGCUCAGGAGUCGUAGGGCACAGAAGCUGUGUGGAUCUCCUCAGUGCUGCUUCUCAGGGAUCGCCCCUGAGAGCAGCCCAGCCAGCAGACUGACUUUAACAAGGAUUUGGUUUUGGUUUUCCCACAAUCUGGUGGACAAAUCACCUGUUAAGGUGAAGUUCCUAUUCGCCAAGUGAAGGACAUUGACCAGCACUUAUGAUAAUGGACCUGUGUUUGGAAACUGAGAGGAAAAAAAACACCACAACAGCAACAAAAGAAGAGGACACUGGAAAAAAUUUUUGAAAGUUGCACUGCUUGGUUUUUCUUACAGUCCAAGUGUAGUGGGGGCACAGAGCAUUUUUUUCCCUUUAAAAUCUAAAGAAAACGUGUUUCAUUUUUGCUGUUGUUAUCUAUUAGAUCAUUAGAUUGCAUAGAAAUACAUUUGAUCUGUUACAUCCAAUAUUUGUAAAUUCAAUUUUGAGAUCCCCAAAUUUCCUUGUUUAGUUUAUACUUUUACCCAUGGUAGAAUUAACGCCACAUGAUGUUACUGUUGAGCACAGCUCUUUCCUUUGUUGGCAUUAAGAUUCAGAAAUAGAGUGAGGAGGUUUUAAGAUAGGUAAACAAAAGUAUGUAAACACCCAUCUUGAUUUUAUUUUAAUUCCUUUUGGUUCUCUGAUAUUAGUAUGCUCCUUGAUAACAUUCCAGUUCAGAAAAGAUAAAUCAGAUAAAUCCAUAUAUUGUUUUGAUAUCCAUUAGGGCUUUUGUUCUGUUUUUUAAAUUUCUUUUUAGCUGAGCUUAUCCUUUUAUAUAAAAGAAUCUCUUGAAUCUGCAGAGACUACAAACUAAUCCAUGUAACCCAACUUUAAUGUCAAAAGUAGAGGGUCCAAAUCUUUUGAUUUCUUCUAAGAGUGGUGUAGGGAAAGCUCCUGCUGGCUGCUGAGCCAGGAGGAGUUCUUCGGGUAUCUUAAUGUGAAACAAAUGUAGGUUGGUCUCCAGGAGGCCUACUUAGGAAGAUUUAUAGCAUUUGUACUUUUUGAAUAUUAGUGGUAUCCCAGCUUUGAAAUUUCUGAUUAAUGAUCAUAUAUUGCUUUGCCUUUUUUUUUUUUUUUUUUUCCUGUGAAGAAAGACUUUCACCACUAUCUUAGUGAGGAUGAUGCUGUUGAUAAUGGUGACAGUGAUGACUACUGUUCUGCAUCUCAGGAAAAGCUGAGGUGAAGGGAGGGAGAGGCUGCUCAAAGUCUAGUGUGAUUUAUGCUAACAGUGAGAUUCUUACACAGAAUCCAUAUUAUCCUGCUGAAACGGGCAGGGGUACAUUCUACUUGGGGUGAUCUUGAAGAGUGAGUAUGGAUUUCAAUAUGUUCUCCAUGGAGAUGGUUUAGCCAGUAAUUUGUACAUUGAAGACUUCUACUUCCUUAAAAGGUUCCUAGAAAGCUGGAUAUCCUGAGCUUUUAAAUCCUUAAUAAGCAUAAUAGAAAUUAGCUUUCUAUGGGAAUACUUUAGUUUUCAUAGUUGAUGAUUAGGCUCAUAUUCAAUCCUAAUGUGAAGAAUAUGUAAGUAGUAUAUGCAAUGAUGAUAUACUGCUAGUUAGAAAACAUGUUGAUUACACCUGAAAUGGGUUAUUUCUCUCAUCAGCAAGUAUUAUUUGAAUAAAAUAUGAGAUGCUUAUGAUAAAAUAUUGCUCUAUAAUUGCUUUUGAAGGAUGGAAUGACAACUGUUUCUUCCAUCAGCUUCCCUUUCAGAGAAGAAAAGUAUGGUAAAUGAUCAUUUUAAAAGUACAUUUCUGAUUGCACAUUGACUAGAGCUCUUUCUUUGUUUCUGUGGACUGAUGAUGUGAUUUGAAAAAUGAAGAUUCAGGCAGGACUGACUCAUCCUUUUAUCUCACUGGAUGUUGGAUCUUUAGAUCCUGUGUCCUUGAAGCAAUUCUCUCACUUGAUAAAAUUCUCAAUUCCUUCAGAAGGACCAAUUCUGUUGCUGGAAUUUUCAUUCAUCGAUAGGAAGAAAAUGACGAAAGCAUCUCCCUUCCAACUCACAGAUCUGCAAAAUUAUUUGAAGUUAGUCAUACAAAGUCUCACCAAAAGAAAACUUGUAAAUAGCAUACAAUAAUCUACAACUAAACAGUGGAAUGUAUAGGUAGAAAAGCUCUUUGAAGGAAGAUCAGCUUGGCUCACAGACUGAGUUUAAAAAGGCAUCCAUCUCCCCCCCACACACUUUGAUACCAUACAGUCCAAACCCCUGGGACUCAUGAACAUACGAGCAGUUUGUGCUUUGAGCCGCUUUUUGACAAAAUGGCUCCAUUUUUCCACUCUAUGGCUUUCUUAUAAUAGUUCUCUGUUUUAUAGUCUCCUAGUAGUAGUGUUGCUUUCUAAGCUAUAACAGUUGACUUUAUUCUUCUACUCUGAAAAAUCUUGACUUGUUGGAGUGUAUAUAAUAUAUAUAAAGGGAGCCUUAAUGGAUUUGUUUUCAUAAUUUAAUAUUUUUUGUAAUUGCUCUUGUAUAAUUGUUUUUAACGGAAAGUAUUACAGAAUUGAGGGUGGAAUUCUUAGAACCAAAGUUAUUCUUAAUAAAAAUCACCACAUGCUUGGACCAUGCAACUGUUUGUUGGAUCUUUU
This is a messenger RNA of Talpa occidentalis (Iberian mole), 3508 nucleotides long. RefSeq names its product family with sequence similarity 107 member B (gene FAM107B). NCBI's taxonomy places the organism in Eukaryota, Metazoa, Chordata, Mammalia, Eulipotyphla, Talpidae. The record is from RefSeq and is a predicted model, not a curated record. Bases 13 to 936 code for a protein of 307 amino acids. The transcript is spliced from 8 exons.